This is a messenger RNA of Amoebophrya sp. A120, 1002 nucleotides long. Lineage: Eukaryota; Dinophyceae; Syndiniales; Amoebophryaceae. The record is from the annotation of a GenBank genome assembly.
UGAAAAUCCAAAUCGGGUUUGACAGUGCGGAUAUUGCGUUGUGGAACGAGAUUCGGGGUUCUUCCAUGGAUAGUGGAUCUUCCGCUCCAGGCGCCACGAAAUUUGCCAAGUUAUUGGAAACCUUCCGUCUUGCCUUAGAGUCGACUUUGGAUUCCGCGAUCUCGGGGAAAACCAUUGUCCUCGGGGGGCCAGACUUGGUGUCCGGGUUUUUCAAUUCGAAUAGUGAAAUAACCGUGAGUUUCCCCGUGUCUGCUGGUUCGGAAUCAGUUUCGGAUAACCAGAUCGUGACGAAAGUUCUUGAAACUUUGACGAACUGCGACAAUGGAUCCACUUUCUUGAAGACCAUAUGCAUUGCAAAUGUGUCUGAGUCUGGAAACUUGUGAUGCAAGGAAGGGAAUAGUUUGCAUAUUGGACUGCGCUGCCAAGCAUGACAAGUUUUUCCGUUGUUCUCAGUUGCGCAUUCCGCAUGAGAAACUCCAUUUUUUCAUGACAGUCAAGAGGAGCUCUUCGAGGCCACGCAAUACAGAGCUUAGAGUCAUGCCAGACUGGCAUGACAAAUAUCGCACUCUUCUGGACCCAGACAUUUUUGCAUUUGAUAAACCACCGUGAAAAACCAGUGGCAAACCAAUAUCGCAGCGGUUUCGGACAUCGCGGGCUUGACGCUAUCCUGAGCAAAAACAUCCCCACGCCAGAGUUGUCAUGCGAAUCUGCAUGCCUAAAAUUUCUCUCUUGCGGAGCCCCAUCAGACGCAUUCUCCAGUGGUGUGGUGAAAUUUUUGUAUCUCGAAUCAGCAUGAAGAGCUAGGUUUGUGAUGCUGCUGCACUAGCUAAACGGGACCCUAUUGCGAGCCCAAACUUGUCAUGCGCAGCAGAAAAAGCUUGUUGAUUUGUCUUGCAGAUUUCCCUUCUUCACUAUGGGUUGGGGAAGUUUUUGCACAGGAUAGACGCUCACUUCUGUGUCCCUCGCUGCUGAUCCGGUUCUCGCUGCGAGUAUGGCGGGGAG